Messenger RNA from Thamnophis sirtalis, 2399 nucleotides. NCBI's taxonomy places the organism in Eukaryota, Metazoa, Chordata, Lepidosauria, Squamata, Natricidae. The record is from RefSeq and is a predicted model, not a curated record.
CCGAGACGCGUCUGCGCGCCCGGUCGCCGCGUUUGUUUCCGGAAGUGCCGGCGCGGCCUUGUGGGGGGCGAGGCGGCGCCAGGCGGGAUGGAGAUCACCCGGGGCAAUUUCAAGAGCGCGCUGGGCACCGUCUACGCGGCCGUGGAGGACGCCGAUUUCCUGGCCAUCGACGGGGAGUUUUCAGGCAUCAGCGACGGCCCGUCCGUGAGCGCGCUGACCAACGGCUUCGACACCCCCGAGGAGCGGUACCAGAAGCUGCGGAAGGUAUAUUAUGAAAUCAUUUAACUUCUAUAUUUUCCCCAAACCCUUGAACAGAACAUCACCAGAUGUCAAGUUUGUCUGUCAGAGCUCAAGUAUAGAUUUUUUAGCAAACCAGGGAUUUGAUUUUAAUAAAGUUUUUCGAAACGGUAUCCCUUACUUAAAUCAAGAAGAAGAAAGACAGUUACGGGAGCAAUAUGAUGAGAAGCGCUCUCAAGCCAAUGGCCUGGGGGGCUUGGCAUAUAUGUCACCUGGUGCUGCCAAGCCUCCAUCAGCUGUUCCUGAGGAUCAGAAGAAGUUCAUCGAGAAAGUUGUAGAAAGGAUAGAAGACCUCCUGCAAAAUGAAGGAAACACCACCGUGCAGCUGGAGCCUUGCACAGGAUUUCAGAGGAAACUAAUCUACCAGACGCUGAGCUGGAAGUUUCCAAAAGGCAUCCAUGUUGAAACUGUGGAAACAGAAAAGAAGGAGCGAUUCAUGAUCAUCAGCAAAGUGGACGAAGAGGAGCGCAAGAGAAGAGAGCAGGAGAAGCAAGCGAGAGAGCAGGAGGAGCUGAAGGAUGCGGUGGGGUUUUCCCGAGUCAUUCACGCCCUUGCAAAUUCGGGCAAGCUCGUGGUUGGACACAACAUGUUGCUGGACGUCAUGCACACCAUCCAUCAGUUCUACUGCUCCCUCCCCGAGGAUUUCAGUGAGUUCAAAGAACUAGCAACGUGUGUCUUUCCAAGGCUAUUGGACACUAAAUUGAUGGCAAGCACUCAGCCAUUCAAGGAAAUCAUUAAGAACACAUCCCUGGCAGAGUUGGAAAAGCGUUUGAAGGAGACGCCCUUCAGCCCUCCAAGAGUUGAAAGCGCCAAGGGGUUUCCCAGCUACAACACGGCUUCAGAGCAGCUCCAUGAAGCUGGUUACGAUGCCUACAUCACGGGCCUCUGCUUCAUCUCCAUGGCAAACUUCUUAGGUUCAUUUCUCAACCCUCCCGCAAAUCACGUUUCUACCGGUUCAAAGCUGAUCGAGCCUUUUUUCAACAAAUUAUUUCUGAUGAGGGUGAUGGACAUUCCAUAUCUCAAUUUGGAAGGACCAGAUUUACAGCCAAAACGUGAUCACGUCCUUUAUGUUACCUUUCCCAAAGAGUGGAAGACAAGCGACCUUUACCAGCUCUUCAGUGCUUUUGGAAACAUUCACGUGUGUUGGAUUGACGAUACAUCAGCAUUUGUAUCCUUGAGUCAGCCUGGACAAGUACAGAUUGCUGUUAACACCAGCAAGUAUGCUGAAAGUUACCGGAUUCAGACUUACGCAGAAUAUAUUGAAAAGAAGCAGGAGGAGAGAAGGCAGGCGAAGAGGAAAUGGGCAGAAGACAGUUGGAAGGAGAUGGAAGUCAAGCGCUUAAAGACGCAGGCCAGCCCCUUCGCUCCCCAAAGCCGUUAUUACAGCGUUUGCAGCUUUUCAACCCCCAGCUCUGUGGGGAAGAGAAGCAUGAGCCCCAUCCAAGAGGAAAGCAUCACGGAUGACCCGGAGGAGGUCACAGUGCAAGAGGGGGACCUGGCCACCCCAGGCCCCUUCCAGGAGACCCCCGGAGAAGAGAAGCAGCAAGCCAAGAAGCUCAAAAAGGGCAAGAGGGAGCAAACGGUGGACGGGGGGCUCAAGUCCCCUCCCGCCAGGCUCUUCGAUGUGCCGGACACGUGGUAGCUGCCAGGAGCACCAGUGAGAGAGAGCUUCCCUUCCAAGGAACCGGUGGCGGCGGCAGUGUCCUCCUCCCAAGCCAGCCAGAAGGAAGGAAGGAGGCUGGGCACAAAGGGGGGGCAGGAGGCAGUUUGGUUUUUUAAUCUCUACGGAACAAUCACAGUCACUGUUUUUAUGUGUAUGCAUGCAUGUACAUGUCCGUUUCCUUGAUUAUGUGGAGGCCUUUUGCUGUCGUGCGUAUUGCAUCAAAAGGCCAAACCGUGGGGCUGGACCAUCCAUUCAUGUAACGUGGCAGAGUCUAUGUGCAGCUUGCUCUGCUGGUCCCCUCCGUCCCCUGCAGACAUUCGGGCACAUCAGUGGCCAGUCGGGCGCCUGGCGCUUUCAACCACUUCCUUCCCUGCCAUCUUCUGCAGUCGUAGAAGUGCAUUUUAUUCCCCCCCCCCCAUUAAAGAGGAACUGUCUGUUU